AUGAGCGGCCGGUCUGCGCGUGUCAGGUACCAAGACACCGUCACGCCCUCUUCUCCCCUACAGUGCGGCCUCCCUCAGGGGUCGCCGGUAUCGCCGAUUCUCUUUCUGCUCUACACUGAGCCAAUCUAUCGACUGGGCAAUCCCCGGGGUCGCUUCGGCUAUGCAGACGACACGGCCAUCCUGUCCAUAGCCGACACGUUAGACGAGACUACUGCUAUGGCAUCCAGCUCAUCGCCGAGAUGGUGCGAAGGGGCGCAGCGAACGGCGUUUCCUUUGACACGAAGAAGACCGAAGUCAUGCACUUCUCCCGUAGCAAGCUCGGACUGCCCGCAGUACGCCACGGCGAUGCAGAGAAGCACCCCGAAUCAGCUCUGCGCUGGCUUGGCAUCUGGCUGGAUACAGGCUAUCGUUCAGGUCCACGUCGAGAAGUGGGCGGCUAAAGCGAAGACAGUAGCCUAUCAUUUACGGGGUCUCACUAACACGAUACACGGCCCUCUACCGAGCGCCGUUCGAAGUGCUACAAAAAGUGUCUUCAGGACACGUCUCCGACGCACCGACGAGCUGCUUGCGCCCUGCGAGCGGCCAAAACUCGUCCAGCGAUGCUUCCAUCAAGAACAGAUGCCUCCACUCCAGAUGGCGUCAAAAGAGAAAUCGACCGGCGCCUUCCUCCACUGGGUUGAGAGACUCGGACCCGCUCCACCUUGGGUCGUAUACUCAGAUGGCUCUCUAUCCUCGGAAGGAGCUGCAAGCUACGGCUUCCCCAUUCAUCAGAACAAUGUCCCCAUCUUCGAUGGAUCAGGUCGCCUUGGGCCUGCCGAGGUCUUCGACGCUGAAGCUACUGGGGCAUUAGAGGGCCUCAAAGCGCCCUGA
Fusarium proliferatum ET1 is the source of this 870-nucleotide messenger RNA. RefSeq lists its product as uncharacterized. Bases 1 to 870 code for a protein of 289 amino acids. The transcript has 2 exons. The record is from RefSeq and is a predicted model, not a curated record. NCBI's taxonomy places the organism in Eukaryota, Fungi, Ascomycota, Sordariomycetes, Hypocreales, Nectriaceae.